GUCACUGAUGGUAUACCAAAAAUAGAAAGCCCUGCGAAUGCCCCCAACAUCUGCCCCACUCCUUGGACAUCUCGGUAAAUUUGAAUAAGUCAUUAUUUUUCAUUCUCAUUGUUCAAAAUGAAAAACGUUUACCAAAUAAUGUUAUGAGGAAUAUUUUUUAACCGAAUGAAGCAUAUAAACUAAGAUGGAUAUUUAUAUGGAUUCCAAUUUCCAAUUCUUCAGUCAAGGCACCGGUUAAUGUUGUCAGAGACCUCCUUGGUCGGAGGUUGACUUAAGAGCUUGAUUCACAACUGUUUCAAAAGUUGACAGUUGGACGGAUAGCAGAACAAAAAUCAUUCAGCGUUGAUGAAAAGAGCACGUGAGAGUGAUGCAAACAAAUCGAUAAACAUUCUUGGUGCUUACAUAAGAAACAUAUGUAUACCAUAACUCAGGAGCUUCAACGUCACAACUCAAAACAGAUAUGAGGUCAAUUCGAGGGUCAUUGCUACGAGAAAUUCUAGUUGGCGGCCCAAGAAAUGUGAGCAGCAGGAACUACUUGGCUAACAAACGCCAAGUCGGAUGUGCUGAUGCAGGUACUGGCGAUCAAAUUUUAAUCAGGAAAAACUGAAGUAAAUUACGAAUAAAAUUGCCGAUCAUGGAUGGGAUUGCAACGGCAGACGACGCCAAUGCGAACUCUAACUCGAAUUCAGUCGCCAACCUCAAAAGCAAGGAGUCUCCGAGAAAAAACAAACCAGUUCUGGAUGGAGCGAACGAAGAAAAAUUAUCCAGGACACUGUGGGAUCCUCUCAACUUGUUGAUCUGCCCUCCUGCGUAUAAUCAUGCCUUGGUCAUCCUGAACAGACCUCUGCAUUGGAAGCACAAUUUGCUCUUCCAUCUGUGGAAAAAAGCUCAGGUAACAGUUACCGUCGAUGGUGGAACAGAUCGAUGGAUAGAUUACCUUGGUUCUCAAGGGGAGCCUAUGGUCAAUGGAAAAAAUGACGAGUUUCUUCCCACUCUGAUAACCGGAGACAUGGAUAGUAUUUCACAAGACACAAUUGGUAAGCUGCGCUCCAUAGGGGCCAAUGUUAUUGAAACCCCUGACCAAGAUGCUACCGACUACACUAAGGCCCUUGUCGAACUUGCAAGUUACAUUCGAACUAAAGGAAUAAAGUUACAUGGAAUUUAUGUAUUUACUGAAACAUCUGGGAGAUUGGAUCAUAUAAUAGCCAAUAUCAACACAAUAUUCAUGGCUGAUAAGCUCGUAGGUGAUACCCAAGUAAUACAAGUUGCCAGUGAAUCUUUGACGUGGCUGCUGCAUCCUGGUACUCAUAGGAUACUAAUACCAGAGGUUUUAGUAAGACUGCAUUCUUGGUGCGCUCUCAUGCCUGUUGGAAGUCGAGUUACGAGCAUUACAUCAACUGGGCUCAAGUGGAAUUUGGAUCGUGGAACACUUGAGAUUGGUGGAACAGUCAGUACUUCGAAUACUUAUAGCGGUUCUCGUGAGGUGACGGUUACUACGGAUACACCGGUGCUCUGGUCAAUGGAUGUCAAGCCACUUUUAGAAACUUUUUGCCCUGAAACUCCUGCGUUAAUAUCGAUAACUGAUUCAAACUACUGAGAACAACUGGUCUAUAAGUUGACAAACCUUGAAUUCCGAACUUAUCAAACAAAGUACUUAAUUUUUGCGUUCGGAAUACUGUAGCGUAAAAUGUUGGCAUUGGACCAACUAAAGUACCAAUUUGUUUUUCGUUGAGUUUGGUGAUGAACUACAAAGGAGACGUCAGAUAUUUUUGAUAGAUUUUGAAUAAACAAUCUCUCAAAAUUA
This is a messenger RNA of Athalia rosae (coleseed sawfly), 1804 nucleotides long. RefSeq names its product thiamin pyrophosphokinase 1. NCBI's taxonomy places the organism in Eukaryota, Metazoa, Arthropoda, Insecta, Hymenoptera, Athaliidae. Gene Ontology annotation, biological process: thiamine diphosphate biosynthetic process; thiamine metabolic process. Gene Ontology annotation, molecular function: thiamine diphosphokinase activity; ATP binding; thiamine binding. The record is from RefSeq and is a predicted model, not a curated record. The transcript has 6 exons. Bases 635 to 1597 code for a protein of 320 amino acids.